This is a messenger RNA of Candidula unifasciata, 972 nucleotides long. Lineage: Eukaryota; Metazoa; Mollusca; Gastropoda; Stylommatophora; Geomitridae. The record is from the annotation of a GenBank genome assembly.
AUGGAAACAACAACGGAGGUUCCAGUAGAGUCAAGUGCUGGGGGGUUUACCCCUCAAGUUAUUGGAGGCUGUGUUCUGGCCGUGUGGAUUUUAUUUUCCAACAUUGUUCUCAUGUUGGCUAUACUGAGAAGUGAGCACAGAAGAAAGGUUAGCUUCAACCUUCAUGUGUGUAACUUAUGUCUGGCAGGACUGCUGAUGGGUGGCUUAGUGCUUCCCCUCUUGAUAGACUUCCAUUUCCAGAAUCAGUGGAUCCACGGGGACAAUCUCUGCCGUAUUUGGAUCAUGGCAGACAUGAUGGUGGCCACCGUGUCCGUUCUUGUGCUGGUUGCCAUCAUCUUUGACAGAUUCGUGUUGUUCUCUUGCCCUGAUGCUGCUGAAGGGUGCUGCAAAUUUGUCCUCUCAGCUGCACUGAUUGUUUUUCCAUGGACACUGGGAGCUGCUACUGUUUUACCCUUAUACCUCAUCGGAGAAACUGGGGAAGGGGUCAGAGAGGAUGAAGGCGUUUGUUUUCUUCAUUUGGACAAGACUUUUGCCAUAAUUGCAGAAAUUGCUUGCUAUGGCGUUCCCAGCUUGGUUGCUUUAGCGUUGUUGGUGGCAACAAGCCUGACGUGGUGCUACAAGAGGGAGGAUCUUCGAGAUAUGGACUUCAGUGAGGAGAGGGAGCACAAAGGCUGGCAGGUGUUGACUUCAUGGGUCAUCAGCUUGACAGUUAUAAGCAUGUGGUUCCCUUUUUGUGCAUUGCACUUAUUGACUCAGAUUUUUAAUACCACUUGGUCACAUGAAUGGUGGACAGCAGCAAUCUGGUUGGCUUAUGCCAACUCAGGACUGAAUCCUAUUCUGUGGAUGAUAAUGCCUCGACUGAGACAAAGUGUCAAGGCCCUGUGUUGUUGCUGCUGCACGAAGGACUAUGAUGAAGAUGACUACUUUGAUGACGAGACCAGUGCAGCCAUGAUUGAAUUUGCUGAAAAGUGA